This is a messenger RNA of Pelobates fuscus (common spadefoot toad), 4864 nucleotides long. It is a transcript of the gene MTSS2, whose product is annotated as MTSS I-BAR domain containing 2. Gene Ontology annotation, biological process: plasma membrane organization; cell projection assembly. The transcript is spliced from 14 exons. Gene Ontology annotation, molecular function: phospholipid binding; actin binding. Lineage: Eukaryota; Metazoa; Chordata; Amphibia; Anura; Pelobatidae. The record is from RefSeq and is a predicted model, not a curated record. Gene Ontology annotation, cellular component: actin cytoskeleton; cytoplasmic side of plasma membrane. The coding region runs from base 453 to 2651 and encodes 732 amino acids.
CCCCAGUCUGCACUGCAGCCUGUCACCCUCCGAAGGGCUGCACCAGUCUCUCUGUCUGUACUGGAAUAGAGCUGCUCCCCACUAUCGCCCUCUGCUAAAACCCUGGUAAAUGCCUCUCCCAGGACCCUGGCUCAGCGCUGCAGGGAUGAUUGUGGGAGGCUGUGUCUGGCUGCUUUUCCUCCUGGACAUGGGGCAUCAGGAGACUGACAUCAACUAGAAAGGACUCAACAGGGGGAAAUAAUAAUAAGUGGGGGGAGAAGGGGUGGGGGAGGUGGGUGACAUUGAUUCACUAGGGAGGAGGUCGCAGCCGUUCUGGAUUCCCUGGAAUUCUCUCUCCUUUUCUCGCUUUGAUCUCCCUGGAUUUGACCCAGCGGGGUGGAAACUGGAUUUUGCCCCUGGUUUCAAGGGUAACUGUAAAUCUGAGGACAGCAGGGGCCCCGUCUGAGAGCAGCAUGGAGUCCGUGGAUAAGGAAUGCGGGGCGCUAGGGGGUCUCUUCCAGGCCAUCAUCAAUGACAUGAAGAGCUCCUAUCCCAUCUGGGAGGAUUUUAACUCUAAAGCUACUAAACUACACUCCCAGCUCAGGACCACCGUGCUGGCUGCUGUUGCCUUUCUUGAUGCCUUCCAAAAAGUGGCCGACAUGGCAACCAAUACCCGAGGGGCUACACGUGAUAUUGGAUCAGCGCUUACAAGAAUGUGUAUGAGACACCGGAGUAUUGAGAGCAAACUGAGGCAUUUCACCAACGCUCUUAUGGAGAGUUUGAUUAACCCUUUACAGGAACGAAUAGAAGACUGGAAGAAGACAGCGAACACACUGGAUAAGGAACAUGCAAGAGAAUAUAAAAGAGCACGUCAUGAGAUCAAGAAAAAAUCCUCAGACACACUGAAGUUACAGAAGAAAGCUCGCAAAGGCAAAGGAGACCUUCAGCCGCAGCUAGAUCAUGCUCUGCAGGAUGUCAAUGACAUGUACCUCCUGCUGGAAGAGACCGAGAAGCAGGCGGUGCGCAGGGCACUGAUAGAGGAACGCGGACGUUUCUGCACGUUUAUCGCAUUACUACAGCCUGUAGUGAACGGAGAGAUCCACAUGCUGGGUGAGGUCACUCACCUCCAAGCCAUCAUUGAAGACCUAGUGGUGCAGACCGAUGAGCCUCACAAACUACCUGCAGCCAGCGAACAGGUUAUCAAGGACCUGAAAGGAUCUGAUUACUCUUGGUCCUAUCAAACUCCCCCAUCUUCCCCCAGCACCUCAAGCUCUAGAAAAGCCAGCAUGUGCAGUACAAAGACUGCCCCCUCGUGGCCAGCUGCCUCGCAGCCUCACUCACCGGGUUCCGCGUGUCGCUAUCGCAGCCUCCCGCAGCCCACCGGGGGCCCACAGCGCUUAAUAAGUGUGUCCUCCCAUGACUCGGGGUGCAGCUCACAUGAAGCCAGUUACUCGAAGCCUCCGUCACCAAUGCCAUCGGACAUCACCAGUCAGAAAUCAUCCAGUUCUGCAUCCUCAGAAGCUUCAGAGACAUGUCAGUCUGUCAGUGAGUGCAGCUCCCCCACUUCGGACUGGUCUCGCUCAGGGCCAUAUGAAACCCCACCACCCAGUUCAAUGCAGCGCAGGAAAGAUCGAGUGGAACAUUUGCGGGAGGCAGAGCUCGGCCCAGGCUAUCAAAGUUUGGAGGACCCAUACCGACCACGCAUGUCCCCCGCGGUCAUUGCUGCUAAGCAUGGAGAAGAGGUGUCACCUGCAGCCAGCGACCUGGCUAUGGUCCUGACACGCGGUUUGAGUUUAGAGCAUCAGAAGAGCAGCCGUGAUUCCUUGCAAUACUCCAGUGGUUACAGCACACAGACCACCACCCCUUCCUGCUCAGAGGACACCAUCCCAUCUCAAGGGUCAGACUACGACUGUUACUCAGUAAAUGGUGACACGGAGGCCGAUGGUUCAGGAGACUUUGACAGAUCUUCCACUGUCCCGAGAAGCAGCAGCCUAGCUCAGAACUACCGCCGGAUGCUUCAAACCAAGCGCCCAGCUUCAACAGCAGGUCUGCCUUGUCCAUCUGGCUCUGCUCCUCCACCUCCACAGACUGGCUCCACUCCUGGGGUAGCAACUAUCAGGCGUACCCCUUCCACCAAACCCACUGUCAGACGCACGCUUUCCAAUGCUGGACCUAUACCAUGCCGCCCUCCAAUAGUGCCAGUGAGGACCCCUACAGUGCCAGACUCUCCAGGAGGAGGACUUGGUGGACGGUCUCGUGUGGGGAGUGAAGAAUGUGUCUUCUACCUUGGAGGGGAAGAUGGAAGCCCCCUGGACUAUGCAAAGUCAUCUCCAAAACGGCUAAGUCUACCCAAUGCAGCAUGGGGAGGCACUGGAGAGAUGUCUGUGUAUGGUGGGGGAGGGGGAGAUGAAGAAGACAUGGGAGGAGGGCUGCUGGCUGCUAACAGGCACAGUCUCGUGGAGAAGAUUGGAGAAUUGGUCGCAGGAGCACAUGCUCUGGGGGAUGGUCAGUUUCCCUUUCCUUCAGCUCCAGAUCGCAGUCAAGGCCCCACCACAGCACCAGGGGAAGCCACAUCUGAACCCCCCGAAGGGGAUAUGCUGGCAUCCAUACGUAGAGGGGUGCGCUUACGCCGGACCCUCACUAAUGACCGCUCUGCACCCCGUAUCUUGUGAUUUGGGUUUGUGGGGUUGGUAAUAGGAUUAAGGAUUGGUGCUCUGAGGCGAGGGGAGUGACACAUACUGUGAUAGGGAAGUGCAGCCCAAGAACCAGGAGUGAUUAACCCUUUUCUAUGCAGGUGUAUCCAGAGGUAGCAUGGCUAGUUUUUGUUUAAGUAUGGCAUCUGAUCAAACUGUUUAACUUAUUCCAUGCUGGAAACAUGUCAUGCAGCAGGCCACAUCAACUGCGAAGAAACUGUACAACCCAUUUCCCACAGGGUUUAUUACCUAACAUGCCAGAGUGCAGAUUGGAAAUCAAUCUCCCAUUUUAGGUCUGAAUAACAGAGUUUUUUAUAGCUUGGGUAUUUUAGCCUACAAUAUGCAAUUCCUGGUUAUAAAACAACCCAAUGCAUUUGUAUUAAGUAAUUUCUGGCAGAGGUAAUCCUUGGACAAAUUCCCAAAAAGUCAAAAUGAUAUCUUCUUGUUUACUACAGGUGUGUGCGAAAAGAGACAAAUCCCAAUAAAUUAAACAAGUCAGUGAUUUCAUGCAACAAAACAGACACAGCAAUGCGUCUGGGAAGGGAAAAUAAGACUACUUGAGUUAUACAAGACUGCUGAAGUUUUAAUUAGAGGGAGAAUUUUACAGAUCUAUAGAAUUACAAGUUGAAAUUUAACGCGGUCUGAGCCUGCACAAAAAUGUUGGCAAUUUAAACACAUGUAGUGACCAAAUUAGAAAGAUUUAAACGCCAACACUCACAGUACACCAGGCAGCAGGCCACCAACACGCUUCAGGCUCUGAAAUAAAGACCAGAGUAAGACAGUCAGACGUUUUCCCCUCCAUCUUACAUGGAAUAGCUGAAUUAAUGUGCAAAUAUUAAUUGUACCCCUCUUUACCAUUAAUAAAAAAUGUAUACCAAGAGCAAGCAGACACCGCUAGACUAGACAAUAAAUUUGCAUGCUGUAGCUUUUCCUUGUCACAUACUUCUCUGGUCUUUUAACAUUGCCAUAGUUUUAUACUCACUGCACCACUGAAUGAUCAUAUUUUAAUAUAAAAAAAUGAAAAUUACAAAAAAAAAGUAACAUCCUAAAAAGGCCGUUUUGUUGCAUGAAGUUGUAUUUGGGAUAUGUUUGCAGGACACACCAAAAUGGAUACACCUCACGCAGAUUGUUUGCCCAAACACAGUGCAUUUCACUACCUGUGGGCAUAGGGGCUGUUCAUGAAAGAACCUAACCACAGCACCAUUAGCAGAAAUACAGGGGUUUGCUUUGAAGGAGUCACUUGUAAUUCGAAAUGGAAAGGAAGGAAAAAAACAACUUUUUUUUGUUAAGAAAAACCUUAGAGCUUGAAUGUUUUAAGUUAGCAAAACUGUUUCUUUACACUGUGAUUUAGGAAGUAACCCAUGGUCUUAUACUUGAGAUGGCAUGAAAUAUUAUACAGUUUGCCCCGUGCCAAAGCUGACAAGGGCACCGCUAGUGCCAAAUUAAGGCAGCUGCAAUAUUUCAUGACUUAUAGACUGCUUGCUACAGAGAUGCCCCCCAUGUGUCUAAAUACUCCAUUCAAUAGGAGGCAUUGAAAACCCACACAGGAAGGGUAAAAACUCUGGUGUAAACCCUGUGUACAGAACAGACAACCCCACCAUGACACAGCUGACAUCGAAGGAGUGAAGGAGAUAGCAGUAGCUAUAAGAUGCCUUUUUUCAUCACUGAGGCCUCCUCCUUUCCCAUCCCAUGUUCACUGUGUGUCUCCCCUUUACAUGUGCUGCUGAGCCGACUUGCACUCAGUACGCUGUGCCAAGACUUUGUGCACCCAUCUUAUGAAGUGAGAAUGCAAUAAAGGUGGCGAGAGGACACAGCACAAUUAAUUACCUCCUUAAUGGAGCUUUACGGGAAGAAAAUGCAUUGUCGAAUUCCAGGGUGGGAAUUUAAACAACCCACCCGGCCACAUCCUUAUUGGAAUACCUGCUGCAAAAACACAGGCAGGUGCAAGUGUAGAUCUAAGGAGCACAGACUGGAAUUGACACAAAAAAAAAAAGCUCUAUUUGCAUUAAAAAGCCCCAUGUAGAGGGGAGUUUAUAGUUAAGAGGUGUAAGUUCAAUAACUAGCGUUAAAAAUAGCGGAUAAGUUGUUUACAUUUUGUAUUCCUACAUAUAGCUCUUCGAGACAUGUAUGGAAUUAGGUCUAACCAGAGAGAGAAUAUUUUUAUCUAGCUGCUGGCUGAGCCAAUGGCACCU